Molecule: messenger RNA, 1196 nt
Organism: Vicia villosa (hairy vetch)
Lineage: Eukaryota; Viridiplantae; Streptophyta; Magnoliopsida; Fabales; Fabaceae
Exons: 7
Coding region: 397-1110 (237 amino acids)
Biological process (GO): dolichol-linked oligosaccharide biosynthetic process
Cellular component (GO): UDP-N-acetylglucosamine transferase complex
Source: RefSeq, a predicted model, not a curated record
GUGAUCCAAGCCCAAAACACUUCAGGCCCAGUUUGCCAUUUGCAGGUUGAGUCGAACUGAACUCAUCUCGCCGGAAAACGAAAGGCUCACCGGUAACCGCUACGGAGUUUCUCAUCGGAAUUCAAAACAGUGAGAAUCAAUCACAGAUUCCACCGUGAUUUCUGGCCACGAUUGCCGCUCCAUCAGAAGUAAUCGCAUCGGAGAAUCGGAUCGCAUAGGACUGUGCAAUAAUCAUGUUUUAACUUCAGAUUCUUCCCUUAGACGAGUCUCCCUAUGUAAAAUCUAGUCUUUGAUGCAGCAUAUUCAUUCUAACAACACAUCACUUUCGCAUAUAGAGUUUUGUGGCGAAGAUGUACUUGUAGCUCCAACUGAAAAUCUUGAAACUGUUAGUCUCUGAUGGAAAAAGCCAAUGCCUGCUGCUUCUCUAGUGUAUCUUCCACUGCGAUUCUUUCAAGUGUUGCUUUUGUUGUCGUCUUGAUCUUUGUCCGCAUCCUUCAUGUCAUAUAUUGUAGUGGAAGGCCCUUGAGCAAAAGAGCAUCAAAACCUGUUAGUACUCUUAUUAUUUUAGGAUCAGGGGGUCAUACUGCGGAGAUGCUUAAUCUAUUGGCUGUGUUACAAAAAGAUAGGUUUAAUCCGAGAUUCUACAUUGCUGCUGCUACUGAUAAUAUGAGUCUUCAAAAAGCUAUGUUGUUGGAGAACUCCUUGGCAUCUGAGAUUUUAAUGCAGAGUGGAACAGACGUUGCUAAUACUGCAAAGUUCAUGAAGAUUUAUCGAAGUAGGGAAGUUGGUCAAUCAUAUAUAACCUCUGUUUGGACAACUUUAAUUGCUAUAGUCCAUGCAUUAUGGCUUAUGAUUAAAAUAAGGCCUGAAGUGAUACUUUGCAAUGGACCUGGAACUUGCAUUCCCCUUUGUGCUAUUGCCUUUAUAUUUAAGGUACUUGGAAUCAGAUGGUCCUCGAUUUUCUACGUUGAGAGUAUCGCAAGAGUGAAAAGGCUCUCCUUGAGUGGCUUGCUCCUGUACAAGUUGUGGAUGGCUGAUCAAAUUUUUGUUCAAUGGCCACAGUUGCAACGACAAUAUCCCCGAGCUACCUACGUUGGUAGACUCAUGUAAUCAAUUGAUAGAUUUGUAUUCUGUAAUCAACAAACUUCAAGUUUUGCUUAUAAUAUUUCUAUAAAGCAAGAUAUUCAGAGCUUUAA